Labrus mixtus (cuckoo wrasse) is the source of this 2746-nucleotide messenger RNA. It is a transcript of the gene syt9a, whose product is annotated as synaptotagmin IXa. The transcript is spliced from 7 exons. Lineage: Eukaryota; Metazoa; Chordata; Actinopteri; Labriformes; Labridae. The record is from RefSeq and is a predicted model, not a curated record. Gene Ontology annotation, molecular function: calcium ion binding; SNARE binding; calcium-dependent phospholipid binding. Gene Ontology annotation, cellular component: dense core granule; membrane. Bases 507 to 2198 code for a protein of 563 amino acids. Gene Ontology annotation, biological process: regulation of dopamine secretion; cellular response to calcium ion; calcium-ion regulated exocytosis.
AUUCCUACGUACAUUUCUUCUUAACUUUAAUUUGAACCCUUAAAAAACGGAAACAGAUAGAUAUUUGGACGAAAACGGACUGUCGACUUAAAGACUAAAAGACUUGCUGUAGCGAGAGUCCGGCUCUGAAGCGCGCACACGUUUCAGCACCUUGGACAGCGCACGGCGCCGCAGUGGAUUCAACCGGUGGCUUUCAACCAGAGCAGCAGUGUAAAAGGGAGCGUUUGGCUAUUAAGUGACAUACAAAUCACUUUCUUCCCACAUGUGGCAGACGUCCCCUGCUUUCUGCAUCGCCUGGACUCCUUUCCCUUUUCAUUCUUUCUCACACGGGGCGUCUUUUUCGAUUCUAUCGUGUAGGUAGGCGUGCCGCUGGAUGCGUGGUCGACUCCAGAAGCAGUGCCGAGCAGCGUGGAAUAGGUGACUGUCAGGAAGGCGGAGUGGUCCGGUGUGCUGGUGCUGGUGCUGGUGCCUAAGAGACCCUUUAUUUCUAAGGAUGCUGGUGGGAAAUGCCUGGAGACAGAGAUGACGAGAUUUGUCAAAAGGCACUUGAACUCCUGUCAGAUCUUUGUUCGAAGGGAGAAGUGCAGAACGAACACUGCCUGGAUUUUAUCUACUAUUUCCGAGAUCUCGCCCGACCACGCUAUACGGAUUCAGAUAUCUCGGUGAGUCUGUUGUCACUGGUAGUGACUGCCUGUGGCCUUGCCCUGUUUGGGGUCUCCCUCUUUGUCUCCUGGAAGCUCUGUUGGAUACCAUGGAGGGAACGUGGGCUCUCUCCCACCACCAAGGAGCCCCAUGGGCACCUCAACCCUACCAUGAGCCUUUUACCCUCGCUGCCAGCCCCCAGGCAGCCAGUUUACACAGCCGUGGACCCCCCGCCGCACAACCGCCGUGAGUCAUCCCAAUGCUCCAUCACCAGAGAACCCACUCUUGUGGCAUCUGAAGUAUCUGUGGAGGGCCCUGUGACUCCUUUAUCACCACCACCUGUGGUCAUGGCCACACCAGAGGCAGCUAUGAAGAUCAGUCACACAUCUCCAGACAUCCCAUUGGAUGCCCAGAGCAAAACCCGGGAAAAUGGGGUUCACACCAACCCUCGGAUGCAGAGACAGACCACUGAACCUCCACCCUCUGGUCACUGCAUUUCUGAAAUUGGACAAGGGACCAUCCGCAGACAUAUGAACCUGUCUAAUCCAGACUUCAACGUGGCCCAGUUCCAAAGGCAGGACUCCCUCACUGGAAUGGGGCUGGGCCUGGGUCGCCUGAAACCUGAGCUCUACAAACAGCGCUCACUUGAAGGAGAGGAUGGAAGUCGCAGAGGUGGGGGCUGUGGGCGCCUACACUUUAUCCUCAAAUUUGAUUGUGACCUGGAACAGUUAAUAGUUAAGAUCCACAAAGCAGAGGACCUCCCAGCCAAGGACUUUUCUGGAACCUCUGACCCUUAUGUCAAGAUCUACCUGUUACCUGAUCGUAUGACCAAGCACCAGACCAAGGUGCACCGCAAGACACUGAACCCUGUGUUUGAUGAGGUCUUCCUGUUUCCUGUGGCGUACUCUGAGCUUCCCACACGUAAGCUGCACUUCAGUGUCUAUGACUUUGACCGGUUUUCUCGCCAUGACAUUAUCGGCCAAGUGGUUGUGGACAACUUCCUGGAUUUGGCAGAUUUCCCUAGGGAGACCAGGCUUUGUCGGGAAAUUCAGUACAUGUCCACGGAUAAUGUGGACCUCGGGGAUCUUAUGUUUUCGCUCUGUUACCUGCCCACUGCAGGCAGAUUGACCAUCACCCUGAUUAAGGCUCGCAAUCUGAAAGCCAUGGAUAUCACUGGUGCUUCUGAUCCUUAUGUGAAGGUUUCACUAAUGUGUGACGGGCGCAGACUGAAGAAGAGGAAGACGUCAACUAAGCGGAACACUUUGAACCCCAUCUAUAAUGAGGCCAUUGUCUUUGAUGUCCCCCCAGAAAAUAUAGAGCAGAUCAGCCUGCUGAUUGCAGUGAUGGACUAUGACCGUGUAGGCCAUAAUGAGGUCAUUGGUGUGUGUCGAGUUGGCAACGAUGCGGACAACCUCGGCCGAGACCACUGGAGUGAAAUGCUCACAUAUCCUCGAAAACCUGUCGCCCACUGGCAUCCUCUUGUUGAGUACCAAGGGAACACAGGAAGUAGCCAGGGAGGAUCCUGUAAUUCUCUGAAGACGCCUCCUUCUCCGUAGCCUUGAGCAACAAUUCACAUAAGGACAUCAAUCAACCUGAAGCCUCGGCUGUACCUUUGGAUAGCUGUGCUGCUAAGCGCUGCACAACAUAGAACAUGGGUAACCUAAACUGAUAAACAGAGACACAAACUGGAUCAGCUGCAUGUUGAAUGACCGCAAAGAUGGAUGUUUUCUUUUUUUAUGAUGUUCCAUAAGAAAAACAACAGGCAUAUACAGACAUUUUAAGUCUGUGCUAUCCCUGGGGUUUCUACAGUAGUAACUGUUUUUUACAUCGUCUUGUUCCUUGUUUUAAUGAGGUGACUGUAUUUGCACAAUGUACUUAACAACCAGUUGAACUGCCAUACUGUUUUGAAUUUGGUGGUGAAUUGGUGCAUGAGGUCAUGGUUCGAUGGGAUUUCUUCUCCUCAUUUGUUUGUUUCUGAUUCUAUUUUCGGGAAAACGACGUGUUGUUCUGUCAGUUGAUGUGAAGUGACGGUUAACUUCUAGGCAAAAUAUCUGUAAGUAAGAUAUGUUGAAUGUUAUCAAUAAAUAUUAUCCCAUAAAAACAA